This is a messenger RNA of Candidula unifasciata, 524 nucleotides long. The record is from the annotation of a GenBank genome assembly. NCBI's taxonomy places the organism in Eukaryota, Metazoa, Mollusca, Gastropoda, Stylommatophora, Geomitridae.
CGGUUCCCCAGACGCCACGGAUCAGCUACGAAUACCUGCCCAGCUCACAACCCACUCGAAUACGAGCUGCCUGUAAGGCCGACGUUGGCUUCAAGCCGAAGAUGUUGGUCUGGUACAUCAGACGGCCGGACGCCAGGUAUUUUACGAUGAUCGACAAACAGCCGGACGUUGUCCAGGAGACAGACGGCUGUCAUACUGUCAGCACCCGCAUGUUGGACAUCCACAUGAACUCGGAGACUCGAGGCACCCACUUCAGGUGUGGCUACCCCGGGUUCAUCGAAAAGGAUGGCAUGUUUGAUGAGCUAAUUCUGGACAUAGACACCAAAGGAGUUGAAGAAGUGAGAGCAGAUGCGGAGAUGGCUGCUGUUUGCGAUGACAAGCUGUGUGACCUACAGAACGUGGGGUCGGAUUUCAGCACACAACUGCCUGCCAACAACCUGGCUUCUCCCACAAAUGUCCGAGUGACCACACGUCUAGUGUGGACAGCAGCAGUGAUAGCCACCCAGUGUCUCUGGCUAUGGUAG